Molecule: messenger RNA, 786 nt
Organism: Salvia splendens (bonfire salvia)
Lineage: Eukaryota; Viridiplantae; Streptophyta; Magnoliopsida; Lamiales; Lamiaceae
Exons: 1
Coding region: 1-786 (261 amino acids)
Source: RefSeq, a predicted model, not a curated record
AUGUUGCUUGAACAACUCCCAACUUCAUCCUCAUUUUUCAGUUCCAGCGCCGACAGUGGUGACCGAAGGACCUCACCCCAGGCCCAAAUUGAAAACCCUAGCCCAUCAUCCCCGACUCUACCACAAACAAGCGCCGCUCUGCCUCCUAAGGUGGACGAAGAAGCUAUCAGGCGCCUAGAUAGAAUCCUUUGGAGUAUGCCCUCCGAUACGGAUAUUCCGACCGUUUACGCUACCAUUAAAGCCCGACUGGGGAUUUCCCUAUCAAGGGACCGAGCCACGACUUCCACACCCCAAAAUCCUCCCCAAAACCCUCCAUCUUCUUCCCAAACACCGACCCUCCGUCACACCCCUACGCCUACACUCGGGUUUCCACUAGUACAGUAUAGUGGAGAUGAUUCUGAUGAAGAAGGGGCGCAGCCGGCCGCCACUCUAGUCCCUGAAACAGAAGCCGUGCCGGCACAUCUGCAUGUAGAGGGUACGACUACUCCCAACACUCCGACACCACCAAGUGGCGGACGCUCCAACUCCCCUACUCUCCUAGGACCGACACAAUCGAUCGAGGUUGUAAAUAUUGACGACGAUUCUAUGGAGGACCUUCUGCCUCCUCCCAACGAAAUACUUCCACAAAGGGAGGCGGAAUGGAACUUCAUUACACAUGCAGAAGAUGAAUCAGUUCCAGAUAAGGAGGAGGAGCCGUUGCGCCGUCGGACGCGCAGAAUGGAGAUCAACCGGUUGAUAGAGGAGGUGGAGGCCACGGGGAGGAGCAGGUGGAGAGGCCCCGCGUAG